AUGGGGAAGCGGGAUAAUCGAGUGGCCUAUAUGAAUCCUAUAGCAAUGGCCAGAUGGAGGGGCUCAACUCAAUCUACAGGCCCAACAAUACAAGAUUAUCUGAAUCGACCAAGGCCCACCUGGGAAGAAGUGAAGAAACAAUUAGAAAAUAAAAAGAAAGGCUCCAAGGCAUUAGCUGAAUUUGAAGAAAAAAUGAAUGAGAAUUGGAAAAAAGAAUUAGAAAAAAGUAGAGAGAAAUUAUUGAGUGGAAAUGAGAGCUCUUCUAAAAAAAAAGAAAAAAAGAAAAAGAAAAAGAAGAAAUCUUGUCAGUCUUCAUCUUCUUCAUCAAGCUCUGAUUCUUCAAGCAGUUCAGAUUCUGAGGAUGAGGAAAAGAAACAAGGAAAAAAGAGAAAGAAAAAGAAGAACCAUUCAUACAAAUCAUCAGAAAGCUCUACAUAUGAAUCUGAAUCAGAGAGCAAGGAAUCUGUGAAAAAGAAAAAGAAGUCAACGGAUGAAACAGAGAAAGAAAAGUAUAUUAGAAGUCUCAGCAAAAAAAGAAAGAAGACUUAUCCUGAAGAUAAACCCUCAUCAUCAGAGUACUCAUCAGAAUCAGAUUAUGAAGAGGAAGUGCAAGCAAAAAAGAAGAGAAGACAUGAAGAGCGAGAAAAAGCAAAGAAGAAGAAGAAGAAACAGCACAAGAAACAUAGUAAGAAGAAGAAAAAGAAGUCAGGUUCAAGUCACAAGUCAGGAUAACAAGGAAAAAAAUUAAGAUUUUCCUAUUUAAAAAAGCAAGGAUUUAAGGAAAUUUCAACUGUGAAUGUUAGGGCAUAUUUACCAAAAUGCA
Messenger RNA from Neomonachus schauinslandi (Hawaiian monk seal), 823 nucleotides. It is a transcript of the gene FAM133A, whose product is annotated as family with sequence similarity 133 member A. NCBI's taxonomy places the organism in Eukaryota, Metazoa, Chordata, Mammalia, Carnivora, Phocidae. The coding region runs from base 1 to 732 and encodes 243 amino acids. The record is from RefSeq and is a predicted model, not a curated record. The transcript has a single exon.